GAGAACCAUUGGAGGAAGAAAACAUCAACAGAGCGCCGCGAACAGUAACGUUAGUUUGCCAACUGUCUUCGACAAAUCUUCGGUUUAAAGUUGCGUUAUAGGUUAUUGCAGCAAUGGAGCAGGCCGGGUACUCGCCGGGUUUUAAGAAACCUUCUGAUAUUAUGCGAAUGAGAAGAAAGCGAGCACAGAGUGAGGGAGUAAGCCCCAGCGCCCGUGGAUCUCUGUCAAGUCUCGGUCUACCGGUUCCUGGGACCCGUCCAUUCUCACCAGGACCAAUGCUAAAUGCGCCAAAUCGCCCUGGUGGAGGCCUAAAACGGAGGAAUCCUUUCGCAAACAUAGAAAAUACUUGCAACAGCCCGAAGAAGAGAGCAACUGUUCGAUCCGACGAAGAUGUGGAUGGUUUUUUAAGUUAUAAAAAACGUGUUCCUGUCGAGGCAGACGGAGAGAACUCGGCAGAUCACAAAAUUAAGACUUCAUUGUCCUACGUUGACCAGCUUGUACAAGAAGACAAAACAAGUGAAAAGUUGCUUAAGGCUCCUAUUUCUGUCUCCGAAGAUGAUUCCCUAUUUGAGGACGAUUUGUUUGAACACGGGAAAACCAUCGCCUUGGUUAAGAGUCCCCAAAGCCAUGCAGCUGUUGAAGCUGCUCCUCCAGCAGAUGCGUGUCCAGAAUACCCCGCCGACUGGAGUCUGAAGACACGUCUGCUGUUUACCUCAUCGCAUGCCUUUUCAUGGGCAGAGCAACCAAAAGCACAGGAGGAGGCACAGGGUUUGGCCCAGCACUGCAGGGCAGAGUAUGCCUGUCUUCCUCAGAACAUACAGGAGCCUCGAUCUUGUACGGAGCUGCGCUGUGGCUUUCAGCAGUCUCUGCAGUACUGGCAGCACCCAUCCUUGCCCUGGCUCUCCCUGUUCCCACGGAUCGCAGCUGAGCGCAACUUUGCUGGCAAGAACUCGCCAUGGAGCCAGGACGCAGAGCUGCAGCAGAGCAUGAUGCGCGAGUGGUCCGUGAGCCUGACGUCCCUGUACAGCCUGCUGAAGGCACGCCUGUGCCCCUUCUUCUACCUGUGCUCGUACCAGUUCACUGUGCUGUUUCGGGCCUCUGGCCUCAGCGGAGCCCCGGGCCUCACUGCACUGCUCUCGCCCACCACCAGGGGGCUCCGAGAGGCCAUGAAAGCGGACGGGAUUGAGUUCACACUGCCCCUACUGGAGGACAAGAGGAAGAGCAAGGACCACAGUGAGGAGUGCAAACCCACUGAAGGAGAGGACCCAGACAGCAAAGCGUCUGGAGAGCACAGUGACCAAGAAGUUGACAAUGGUGAGGACGAUGAUGAUGAUGACGGUGGCUUCUCCUGGCUGAAGGAGAUGGGUGUUCAGGAUCAAAUCAAGAAGCCAGACUCCAUCACCCUCAAACUUCAUAAAGAGCGCAGCUCUGUGUGCUUGGACCACAAGCCCGAGUCUGUGGUCUUGGUGGAGGGAGCGCACACACACACGCUCAUCAACUUCCUCAUCAACUGCAAGAGCCUGGUGGCAGCAGCGGGUUCUCAGGCAGGCCUGCCCCCCACCCUGCUGGCCCCCAGUGCCUUCAGAGGGGCCACACUGCAGACGCUCAAGGCACGCAGUGUGAACGUUAAGACGCAAGUUCGGACGGGCUACCAGGAUUUGUGCAGUCUGGAGGUGACGGGUCCCAUAAUGCCUCACUCUCUGCACAUGCUCACUCAACUCUUGCGCGCUGCCCAGAAAGGGUCUUUCAGCGCAGGACUCAACACACACGAGCCCACGGCUGUCUUCAAUGUGCCUGUCUGUAAAAACACGGAGCCUAAAGAACAGAUUACGGCAGGAGCUCUCUCUGGUUGUGGUCUGUCUCAGGCAACCCUGCAGCAGUUCGUGGAGCCAGCGUCUCUGGGCAAGUCUGCCCUUCGCAAUUUACACAUGAGGAACUAUGGGUACACCUGGAAAAGCUGAGACACACGCUUAAAGGCACUCAUACAUUUUGAUUUUAUCAACUACGUUUUUACGUACACACACACACACACACACACACAAAGCCACCAGACACAGACACCACUUCAUUCUCCAUAGAAGAGAGACAUGGGGAGAAGUGACUUGAGGCCAUCACAGCUCUUUUCUUCACAGAGAACCAGAGCUUCACUAGACAUGCAAUGAAGAAAACUAUCAAUUCCCUUUCAGUGUUGGGUCAUUGUAACAUCUGUCUCCAUACUCAGAGCUAUCUGUGUUUUUUAAGUCAAAAGGGGCAGUGGGAAGGGAGUGUUUUAGUCUUACUGCCUAAUGUGUAUUAUCUGGAAGUCUUUUAUGAAUUUGAGAUUGUGCCUUGUAUGAUGGGAGUGAUUAAAAAGAGCAGUAGGUUUUUGUGUCAUUU
Molecule: messenger RNA, 2376 nt
Organism: Clupea harengus (Atlantic herring)
Lineage: Eukaryota; Metazoa; Chordata; Actinopteri; Clupeiformes; Clupeidae
Gene: donson
Product: DNA replication fork stabilization factor DONSON
Biological process (GO): nuclear DNA replication
Cellular component (GO): nucleus
Source: RefSeq, a predicted model, not a curated record